Messenger RNA from Penicillium samsonianum, 1467 nucleotides. RefSeq lists its product as uncharacterized. Bases 1 to 1467 code for a protein of 488 amino acids. Gene Ontology annotation, cellular component: membrane. NCBI's taxonomy places the organism in Eukaryota, Fungi, Ascomycota, Eurotiomycetes, Eurotiales, Aspergillaceae. Gene Ontology annotation, biological process: transmembrane transport. The transcript is spliced from 10 exons. The record is from RefSeq and is a predicted model, not a curated record. Gene Ontology annotation, molecular function: transmembrane transporter activity.
AUGUCUGACCUGAAGCACAAGGCCGGGAAAUUGUCCCCAUUGGGACUUGUCAAAGAGGUGUUUAAUUGGUACCCAUCUUCGUAUCCUGCGGAGGAGAGAAAACUACUGUUCAAGUUGGACUUGUCAAUUCUGAUAUUCGCCUGUCUCUGCUUCUUCGUCAAAUAUCUGGAUCAGACAAACAUUAGCAAUGCGUAUGUUAGUGGUCUAAAAGAGGACUUCGGCCUAUACGGCAAUGAGCUCAACUACUUCAACGUCUGCUAUUUUACAUCAUAUGUGCUAUUCCAAAUCCCUGGCCUACUGCUCAUGUCACGCCCAAAAUUGGCUCGCUGGUUGUUACCUACCCUCGAAGUCCUCUGGGGUAUUUGCACAUUUGCCCAAAGUCGCGUCACCAACGUGCACCAGCUAUAUGCCCUGCGUUUCUUAGUUGGAAUGCUAGAAGCACCUGUCUUUGCUGGAACCCAUUUUAUUCUUGGUUCAUGGUACACCGGUCCCGAACUCUUCAAGCGAGCAGGAACAUGGUUUAUCUGCAACCCGCUCGGUACCAUGGUCAGUGGAUAUCUACAGGCAGCCGCUUAUACCAACCUCUCUGGUGUUGGAGGUAUGCCAGGGUGGAGGUGGCUGUUCAUCAUCGACGGCAUAUUUACCAUCCCUGUGGCCUUAAUUGGAUUCUUCAUCUUCCCCGGUAUUCCGGGCUCACCCAAACCAUUCUAUAUGACGGACCGCGAUGUUGCAUUGGCCAAGGAGAGAACAACGAGGGCCAAAAUCCGCCAGCCUGGUAAGAUGAGUCUCGAUGUCUUCAAAAGAACUUUUAAGAGAUGGCACAUUUGGGUCUUUAUCACUUGCUACGCAUGCAUGAUCAUCUGCUCCUAUCCAAGCAGCUAUAUGAGCCUAUGGCUCAAAGAAGAGGGAUACUCUGUGACUCAAAUAAACCAGUUGCCGACUGUCACAUACGCGGUUAACAUCGUGGCCUCCUGGCUCGGGACAACAUUAGCUGCAAUCUAUCCAGAAUGGAUCAUAUAUACCAUUGCAUCGGCGUGCUGUCUAUUCUCGACAUUAUGCAUGAUAAUUUGGAACAUCCCUACAGCGCUGAAAUUCGUUGCUUGGUAUGCUUUCGGGAUGGCUGGAUGCUUGAGUCCAAUUCUAUACUCCACCAUCAAUGUAAUAGUGAGGGACGACGCGGAGGAGCGCGCUCUCAUCAUGGGCUCCAUGAUGACAUUUGGCUAUUCGUUCAACAUCUGGGUUCCUUUGCUGGCAUACCCAACCGCCGGUCCCGACGGUGCACCUAGAUGGCGCAAGGGAUGGCCAAUAUCGUUUGUGUUUUUCUUCCUGCUAUGGGCUGGCUUCAUGGCAUCUGUUUACAUAUGGCGAAGGGAGCAAAAGAAAGAAGCCUUGAUCUCACAGCAGGAAAGUAGUGACGAGGAAACGGACACUGUGGUAGUUGAUGGGACUCCGGCAUUGAAGAGCUGA